This is a messenger RNA of Eruca vesicaria subsp. sativa (arugula), 366 nucleotides long. Lineage: Eukaryota; Viridiplantae; Streptophyta; Magnoliopsida; Brassicales; Brassicaceae. The record is from the annotation of a GenBank genome assembly.
AUGCCACAGCUGCCUUAUGUCUUGUUGCUGGUGUUGUUGCUUCUGCAGCUUUUAUUGCCUCUCAUGCACUUCCCACUCUUGUUGUUGCAGGUUCCCUGUGUAGUCCCUACCUCCCUCACAGUUUCAAAAAAGGAUUUACCUAACAUUUGUCAGCUCAAUGCUGCUGCCAAAGAAAUUUUUGUGUUCAACAAAGAUCUCGGUACCAUUGACCGUCGUGUGUCCUGCCUGCACACGGGGAUUAAAUACGACAAGCUUUUCAUUCGGCUUGGACUGGAGAGGGGAAGGGACGUGUAUUUUCUUUGGUUCACCAACAUUAACAAAUCUAGAUCGUUGCUUUUUGAAGAGAUCCAUCUUUCCCGAAUGUAA